This is a messenger RNA of Carassius carassius (crucian carp), 1313 nucleotides long. It is a transcript of the gene lyar, whose product is annotated as Ly1 antibody reactive homolog (mouse). Gene Ontology annotation, cellular component: nucleolus. The transcript is spliced from 9 exons. Gene Ontology annotation, molecular function: DNA binding. The record is from RefSeq and is a predicted model, not a curated record. Gene Ontology annotation, biological process: negative regulation of transcription by RNA polymerase II; rRNA processing. Lineage: Eukaryota; Metazoa; Chordata; Actinopteri; Cypriniformes; Cyprinidae. The coding region runs from base 306 to 1283 and encodes 325 amino acids.
UUGUAUUAUUUCCUGUUUCCGUUCGGGGAGAAAACAGAGUGGCAACGCGUGGUUCAAGAGACUCGCGCGCGUUUCAGUCCCGUGUUACUUUAAACAACGACAAGUUAAGUUAGAGAAAAGGACUUUGGUUAAGUAGAUACCGGAGACUCGCUCACGGGCAUCAAGAGAACCGGACCGGCGAACCGAGUCACUUGAGUGAUAUAUUAACACGCGUGUGAAGAAGGUAAUUAGAGAUCGGCCGCUGUUCUUCAUCAGAGAAUCACAGACCAGCUUAAGGUGCAGGAUCACAGCUGCUGGUCUUCAGGAUGGUGGUCUUCACGUGUAAUGCCUGCGGCGAGUCUCUGAAGAAAGCUCAAGUGGAGAAACACGUGCUCAAGUGCCGCGCCUGUCAGGUUUUGUCUUGCAUCGACUGCAGCAAAGACUUCUGGGGCGAUGAUUACAAGAACCACAACAAGUGCAUCAGUGAAGACCAGAAGUACGGCGGUAAAGACUUCCAGGCGAAGGCGAACAAGGGUGAUGUGAAGCAGCAGCAGUGGAUUCAGAGGAUCCAGCAGGCCAUGGAGCAGCCUGACGUUGAGCCCAGCAUCUGGAAGGUCCUGCAGGUGGUCAGCACUCACAAUAAUGUGCCGCGUAAGAAAGCCAAGUUUGAGAACUGGAUGAAGAACUGUCUGAAGAUCAACACCCCGUGUUUACUGGAGAAGGUCUGGGAGAUUUGCUCAACGACUGUCGACAGUAACAGCAACCAAACCAUCCAUAAGACAGCGAACAAAAACAAGAGAGAGGAGCAGAAAGAUAAGAAGAACAAGAGAAAGACUUCAGAUGAGAAUUCAGAGGAGCAGAACAGAGAAAACACAGAUGAGAAACAGAGGAGAAAAAAGAGGAAACGAGAGGAGAGAGAACAGAACGGACAGAACGCAGACGAAAAGAGCAACAAAAAACAGAAGAAAAGAAAACAGGAGGCAGUUGAUGAGAGUCUGAAUCAUGAGGGGGAGGAGCCAGAGAGUCUGAAUCAUGAGGGGGAGGAGCCAGUGAACCAAGAGUCUGAAUCAAACUCUACAGGGAAGUUUAACUGGAAAGGGACGAUAAAGGCAGUUCUGAGAAACGCUCCGGAGGACGGACUCGCUGUCAAGAAACUCCGCAAGAAGGUUUUAGCGGCGUAUUACUCUUUCACUGGAGACUCAAACUACAGAUCUGAAGAAGAGCUUCUGUCUCUGUUCAACAGAAAGAUCAACAACAACCCCAAGUUUAAGAUCCUCAAAGACCGAGUCAGACUGGUGAAAUGAUGCACAUCUUCAUCAUCGUCUUCAUCUCUA